Messenger RNA from Colletotrichum spaethianum, 393 nucleotides. Its product is annotated as cell division control protein 15. The coding region runs from base 1 to 393 and encodes 130 amino acids. Gene Ontology annotation, molecular function: protein binding. Lineage: Eukaryota; Fungi; Ascomycota; Sordariomycetes; Glomerellales; Glomerellaceae. The transcript is spliced from 2 exons. The record is from RefSeq and is a predicted model, not a curated record.
AUGUCGAGGACAGCGUCUCCGGCUCCUUAUUUGGAGAAGAUGCGGCCCGGCAGUAGCCAUGUUGCUAAUGAUAUGGCGGUUCAGCUCGCACCUCUAGGUGAUGAAAACUUCGGAUCAGUCCGCGGUCGAGGCGGGAACCGUCCCGGCACAAGUUCCAGUAACCGAGCUAUGGGUCUUUACGAGGGAGGGGGGCCACCCGGACAAGGCGAUUCGAGGCAACGUACGAGAGCUCUAUACAUGUACCAGGCGGCCAUCCCGGAAGAGUUGGGUUUCUCCAAGGGCGACCUACUUGCAGUUCUGCGUCACCAAGACGACGGAUGGUGGGAAGCUGAGGUACACGGAAGCAAUGGGCGAAUGGGACUGGUCCCGAGCAACUAUCUCCAACCAUGCUAG